Gastrolobium bilobum is the source of this 393-nucleotide messenger RNA. RefSeq lists its product as uncharacterized. Lineage: Eukaryota; Viridiplantae; Streptophyta; Magnoliopsida; Fabales; Fabaceae. The coding region runs from base 1 to 393 and encodes 130 amino acids. The transcript has a single exon. The record is from RefSeq and is a predicted model, not a curated record.
AUGACACAAGAAAGUUGCCAGUAUCUAGGCAAACUUCCACCUAAGCUUCAAGAUCCAGGAAGCUUCACCAUUCCCUGCGUUAUAGGAAACACAUACCAAGGGAAAGCCUUGUGUGAUUUAGGGGCUAACAUCAAUCUCAUGCCUCUAUCUGUCUUCAAACAAUUAUCCACUGGACCAGCUGACCCAACCACGGUAACCUUACAAAUGGCAGACAGAUCCAUUGUCAAACCAGAAGGGAACAUUGAAGAUCUGCUAGUCAAAGUGGACAAAUUCAUCUUGCUCGCUGAUUUCAUCAUCUUGGAUUAUGAAGCUAAUAUUGACGUUCCCAUCAUUCUAGGUAGACCGUUCCUAGCAACUGGAGGAGUAGUCAUCAAUGUACAAAAGGGGAACUAA